UAUAUAUUUAUGUAAGGAUUUAUCAGUCUGAAGAGUCUAAACAUGGCAAGAAACGGGAGAAUUGGAGAGGAUGAAGAGAAUCUCUACCACAAGGAUGAGGAUGGGAAAAAGCACAGCCCCACUACCUUGAGUGAAAGGUUCGGCUUGGAGGAAUUGUUCUCCUUGAAGGUCUGGCAAGCAUCUGUGGCGGAGCUCCUUGGCACCGCCAUCCUCGUUUUUGCACUGGACACCUUAGUCAUUUCCUCCUAUGAAACCGACACCAAAACACCCAACCUAGUAAUGUCCUUCUUCGUAUUCCUCUCCGUCACAGUUCUGCUGCUUGCCACUUCCCCUAUUUCCGGUGGCCACAUCAACCCGGUUAUCACCUUCUCCGCUGCACUCAUCGGUCUCAUCUCCCUUUCUCGUGCCGCCGUUUACAUUCUAGCUCAAUGCGUCGGUGGUGUGCUAGGCGCACUUGCACUUAAGGCAGUUGUUAGUGGCACAAUACAACAUACUUUCUCACUUGGGGGUUGCACCUUAAACGUCAUCAUCGCAGAGGGCCCUAAUGGACCCAUUACCAUGGGUCUAGAGACGAGUCAAGCACUUUGGCUGGAGAUCAUAUGUACAUUUGUGUUCCUCUUCGCUUCCAUAUGGAUUGCCUUCGAUCAUCGUCAAGCUAAAGCCCUAGGGCCCGUUACUGUGUGCUCAAUAAUCGGCGCCGUGGUGGGGCUCUUGGUGUUUGUCUCAACCACAUUGACGACAAAGAAGGGUUAUUCCGGUGUGGGGAUGAACCCAGCAAGAUGCAUUGGACCAGCACUUGUUAGAGGAGGACAUCUUUGGAAUGGGCACUGGGUCUUUUGGGCGGGCCCUGCUAUUGCCUGCGUGGCAUUCUAUUUGUACACUAGGAUCAUUCCACGUCAGCAUUUCCACACCACAGGGUACAAGUAUGACUUGUUCACUACGUUGAAGGCGUUAUUUGUGUAACAUGUAUAAUUCUCGGAGGAGGAAGUAGGAUAGUUAUUAAUUAUGAUCUCCUUCUGGCUUCUGAUUUGUCAAGCAUCAAGGUCGUAGGACAUGGAUAUGCAUCCCACCCACUCGAUGUAUUUCACUUGUUCACUCAUAUGUAGUCUUUUGAUCGUAUUUACUUUCAAUAUAGUAACAAGGUGUCCUGAUCAACCGUA
Molecule: messenger RNA, 1160 nt
Organism: Nelumbo nucifera (sacred lotus)
Lineage: Eukaryota; Viridiplantae; Streptophyta; Magnoliopsida; Proteales; Nelumbonaceae
Biological process (GO): transmembrane transport
Cellular component (GO): membrane
Molecular function (GO): channel activity
Source: RefSeq, a predicted model, not a curated record